Sebastes umbrosus (honeycomb rockfish) is the source of this 5612-nucleotide messenger RNA. RefSeq names its product calpastatin (gene cast). Gene Ontology annotation, molecular function: calcium-dependent cysteine-type endopeptidase inhibitor activity. The transcript is spliced from 41 exons. The record is from RefSeq and is a predicted model, not a curated record. The coding region runs from base 302 to 4042 and encodes 1246 amino acids. Gene Ontology annotation, cellular component: cytoplasm. NCBI's taxonomy places the organism in Eukaryota, Metazoa, Chordata, Actinopteri, Perciformes, Sebastidae.
GGAGUGAUAGGAUGGGGGUGGCGUUUAUAUAUAUAUACAGGUCAGUGCUUGAUUCUUCUUUGGUUAUGCGGAAGAACCAGAUAUCCUGCUAGAAAACAAUGCAUUUUCAGCUUUGUGACUGAGUAAGAAGAAGGCUACGGAACAGACAAAUCUGUGUGGUAAUUAGAAGAAGUUUGUGGGGUGUGGCUCACUGUUUGAGAGGGCAUGACAGAAAAGAUCUUGUGGUGAGGACAGGAGAGAGUGUAGGGUAGAAACUUUCCUGGUUAGAUUUCUCCAAUAGGCUACCUUAUCCUGAUCCCUCAUGGCGUAUGCAGCAUACUGGUGCAGUCUUCAAAAAGAAGUACCUGCUGCCCAACUUGGAGUCGAUCGUAGUAGCAAGUCUACCAACAACUAUCCUACUGCAGGGUCCUACUAUGGCAAGUCGCAGCCUAGCCAGGCCACACCCAAACCGGCAGCUCAGGUCUCCACCGUGAAACCUGCACAGUUCGAGAAGGCAUCAUCAGGAUCCACCAUGGCUACAAAGCCUGGGGUGAUUACCACAGCAACAGGCGGAGCCACACGGAGUGGCGUCACAGCAGGAGGAAGUGCUUCAGUUGGGACGGCAGGAAAAGCCAAACCAGAGACUAACACUACGCCGGCAGGUGCUACUGUUAUUGACAUGUCGUCCGCUGGGUCUACCUUUGUUGACAUGACAUCAGCUGGGGCGAGGAGCGGUCCUAAAGAGAUGUCAAAGACUACUGCUGCUGUCUCCCAAGUCAAAGCCGCAGCUACGGCUCCUUCUCAUGCCGCUGGAGCUGUUGCGGUUGCGGCCGCCGGCAUCGCAGCGUCCAUUGCUGUGAUUAAACCUAAAGAGUCACCCAAAGGCGCAGCCCAGAGCACCACUGCCACCACAACAGUGAAAGCUGAUGUGCAUAAAGUUGAUCCUGCUAAAACGUUCAAGCCAGUCGCCAGUGCUGUGGCUGGAAAUGUGCAGGCGACGAAGGGAGCUAAACCGACACAAACAAAGGUGCAGGUGGAGGUUCCUCCCGCAGCAGCUACUGGAGCCAAAGAGGUGGAUCCAUUUGAUGCCCUGGCCAGCAUACUGCCAUCAGUUGAUCCUGUCGCACCCAUACAGCCUGUAUACACCGGGCCAGAGGUCAUAGAGCCUGGCAUCACCUUUGAGAGGCCUCCGAAGUGUGGAGGACGUGACAGCACGCUGCCUCCAGGCUACAGAUUUGAAGAUAUGCCUCCUGCUCCUGCAGAUUACAAACCCAAGGACGUUCCUAAACCACUGAGCACGGACGAGGCCCUGGAUUCACUGUCGUUUGGAUUCACAAGUUCGACUGUUCCAGCUGCACCCAAGAAGCAAGAGAAAAAGGACUCUGUUGAGUGCGUCAGUGUCUCAUCUGCUGACCUUUGCAACUUUGCACCACUUCCUGUAAUGAAAGCACCUCCUCUUGUGGCUGUGCGUCUCGCUCCUCCUGUUGAUAAAAAAGCCAAGAUGGAGAAAGUGGACGCCAAGCCCAAGACUGAUGGGGGUGACUCUAUGUCUCUGGACGCUCUCAGCGCUCUUGUUGACGCUUUGCCAAAGGACGUACCAAAACCUGAACUUCCCAAACUCAGACCUGAGGACAUCGUCUCGGAGGACAAACACAAGAAGGAGAAGGGUGUGCUUGUAGGAGAGAGGGAGGACUCAAUUGCUCCAGAAUACAGGUUUGAUGAGGAAGAACUCAAAAAACUGCCUGCUCCUAAACCUCAGCCCACCAUUGGUACUGGUGAGGCUCUGGACUUUUUGUCUGGAGGCUUCACGUCCUCCUCAUCAGCUCCUGCUGUAAAGGCUCUUCCUGCAAAGAAAACACCUGCAGUUCCUCCUGUGGCUGUGUGUCCUCCUGCUGACAAAAAACCCAAGAUGGAGAAAGUGUCGGAUGAUUUCUCUCUGGAGGCUGGACUUACUUCUUCUACUGCCACGAACGUUAAGUCCUCUAUGGCUGUCUGUCCUCCUGCUGAUAAGAAAACGCCUGCUGGAAAGGACGCCACUGACGGCAAGCUCAAGACUGGUCAGGCUGAUCCUCUGGACGCUUUCAGCGCUCUCAGUGACACUUUGCCAAAAGACGCACCAAAACCUGAACUCCCCAAACUCAGACCUGAGGACAUCGUCUCGGAGGACGAACACAAGAAGGAGAAGGGUGUGUUUGUAGGAGAGAGGGAAAGCUCAAUUAAUCCAAAAUACAGGUUUAAUGAGGAAGAACUCAAAAAACUGCCUGCUCCUAAACCUGAGCCCACCAUUGAUACUGGUGAGGCUCUGGACUUUUUGUCUGAAGGCUUCUCGUCCUCCUCAUCAGCUCCUGCUGUCCAGGCUCUUCCUGCAAAGAAAACACCUGCAGUUCCUCUGGAGGCUGGACUUACUUCUUCUACUGCCACGAACGUUAAAUCCUCUAUGGCUGUGUGUCCUCCUGCUCGUCCCGCUGGUAAGAAAACUACUGCUGGAAAGGACGCCACUGACGGCAAGCUCAAGACCGGUCAGGAUGACCCCAUGUCUCUGGAUGCUCUCGGCGCUCUCGGUGGCCUGUUGCCAAAAGACGCACCAAAACCUGAACUCCCCGAACUCAGACCUGAGGACAUUGUCUCGGAGGACGAACACAAGAAGGAGAAGGGUGUGCUUGUAGGAGAGAGGGAAAGCUCAAUUAAUCCAAAAUACAGGUUUAAUGAGGAAGAACUCAAAAAACUGCCUGCUCCUAAACCUGAGCCCACCGUUGAUACUGGUGAGGCUCUGGACUUUUUGUCUGAAGGCUUCUCGUCCUCCUCAUCAGCUCCUGCUCUCCAGGCUCCCAUCAGCAGCUGCAUUCCUCCUGCACAGACAAAAGUAGAGGAUUUGUCAGCUCUGGAUCUACUUUCUUCAGAUUUUGUGACUCCAGCUAAAUCUGCCCCUCCUCCUACCAAGAUGACACCAGAGCAGCCUAGCUCAGUUAAGGUCAGCGCUGGAAAACCACAACAAGCAAAACCCACGACUGACAAGGGAACUGUUGACUCUAUGUCUCUGGAUGCUCUCAGUGCUCUUUGUGACACGUUGCCAGAAGACGUACCAAAAGCUGAACUCCCCGAACUCAGACCUGAGGACAUCGUAACGGAGGACAAACACACGAAGAAGAAGGGUGUGCUUGUAGGAGAGAGGGAUGACUCAAUUCCUCCAGAAUACAGGUUUAAAGAGGAAGAACUCAAAAAACUGCCUGCUCCUAAACCUGAGCCCACCGUUGGUACUGGUGAGGCUCUGGACUUUUUAUCUGAAGGCUUUACAUGCUCCUCAUCAGCUCCUGCUGUCCAGGCUCCCGUCAUCACCCCCUCAGCUCCUCCUGCACAGCCAUCUGCAGACCUUUCUCUGGAUCCCUUGGCAGCAGACUUUGUUGCCUGCUCCGCCGCUCCGACAGUGAAGUCCUCUGCUUGUCCUCCCACACAAGCAGCCCCAGAGCUGUCCGGGGGAGCAGACAGCGCCCUGGAUGCUCUGUCAGACACCUUGGCGGAUAUCGCACCCGCCCCUCAGCCCGCUCCACCUCCUGCCAAAGACAUUGUCAAUGAGAAAAAGGCCGUUGAAGAGAGGCUGAUUAAGAUGGGGGAGAGAGACGACUCGCUGCCACCAGAGUAUCGACCCACUGAGGAAGAUCUUAAGAAAAUGGCAGAAGAAAAGGCAAAAGCAGCUGCAGCACCCAAGAAGAAGACGAUGGAUGAUAAAACAGCCUUGGACCUGCUGUCCAGUGACUUCACUGCUACUGCCAAACCCACCGCAGCCGCCGCAUCAUGUGCUGCCACAACAAAGCUGGAACCUCCCGUGCUGGACUCAGAGCCCCUGAAGCCAAUGUCUGGUCCUGUCCUGGACUCCCUGUCUAGCACCCUGCUCCCAGACGCCCCCGAGUUCAAAUCCAAGACGGACAAACCAAAGGGCAAGAGCAAGUCAAAGUCAAGGUCUAAAAAACACCAUGCAGAGGAGCCGCCUGCCACCGACCAGCUAUCAGCUCAGUUUAGCUCAGACGUCGUGCCAAAAUCUACAAAGAAGGGAGGCAAGAGCUAGACCACUCGGUUGUCCUCCCGGCCACAGGGACGCAUCAGCGAAGGGAACUGCUCUCUGGAUAAUGAUUCUAUUUUUCUAAAUCGUCAAGAAUGUAUACUGGAUGAAAGACAAACCUAGACAUACCCAUAACACACACACACACACACACACACACUCGCACUCACACUCACACUCACACUCACACUCUCUCUCACACACACACACACACACACACACACUCUCUCACACUCACACUCUCUCACACACACCUCUGCAUGCGGCGCCUUUUUCGCUCGGUUUCACGUGUUAUUUAAGGAUGUUUUUGUUUCAGUCUUUGGAGAGAAUGAAAAGACUUUCUAAAACAAGAUGGAGAAUGAAAGAAUGAGUGAAAGGAGGGGAACUGUGUGGAAAGAGAGGAGGUGGUUAAGUCAAGUGAAAAUCUUUAGUUUUGUUGGUUGGCGUGUUGAGCGUGCCGAGGGAAGGAAGGCGCCGCCCGUCAGAGUCCUGCAUGUACAUCUCAGCUGACAGUUUUUCCCAGUGACGCACUAAUAUCACAACAAACCUGGCGAUGUUGUGACGUUGGUGGGAGCGGUGGCGACCGUCAGCUUGCGUUGGGAGCAGCACGGAGCGGGUGUAUAGUAUCGGGAUGUUUGUGCAAUCUUGAUGUACACAGAAAAAGCCAAGUUUUCUAUCCUGAUGUGGUCAGACGCCAUUUAAAGACACUAGUGUACAGCUUAGUUUGCUUAUAUUUUGAACGACAUAGUUUACAUAGUUAAAUAAUGUGGAGGAUUUCCAAGAGGUGUUCUGCUUUAUUCUGUAUCCGAGAGCUUCUUGCAAAUGCCUUUUACUUUCUGGAGAGAAAAUAUCUGACAAAAGAGGGUCUUUUGUAUGUAUAUGGCCUUGUAAAAAAAAAAAAAAAAUGCUGGUGUCCAGAAGUGCACUUAACUGAGGUGGUGACAAGCUUUGUUAACUGCCUUUGUUUGUAUACUGUAAAAAAAAAAAAAAUGCUCUAUAUAACACAACACUGUAUAAUUUACAAAGGGCUUUCAGCUGUAAAGUCAAAAAUCAAUAUACUGUCCCAGAGUUAGGGUUUGUGUGGGUGUGAGUCAAAAGAUAUGAAAGGUAUUUUAGAUGUGGGAAUACUAAUUAAAUAAAAUAAAAUCUAAAAUUUUGAAUGGUGUAGUUGCUAUGUGUUUGGUUUCUACGAUUUGUGCCUAAAAUGAGAAAUAAAAACUAACCAAACUGCCUUAAUAUGUGGGGGGAAAAGAUAGAAAAUACAGCAGGAAAUGAGUAAACACUGUUUUCUUAAAGGUGUAAGGGAAGUGUGUGUGUGUAUUAAAGUGAACGGGAACAGAUUCUCCUCUGAAAUUAUCUUUUUUUCUCUCCUCCGACUUGGUGGUUUUUCACUCUGCAAAUCGUUGUAGCAGCCCACUUCCUUUUGACUCAAGGGGGCUCAACAAAAACAUCUUUCGCUCAAACUUCAUGUUAAAACUUUAUAUUUCUGUGCCAACACCCUGAAUGACUGAUGGGGAUGCAAAUGAGUGGGUUUGAUGUGCGAAAAAAAAAGAAACAUGAAUAAAGAUAAAUACAA